ACCCUAUUCUGGUCAAGACAAAAGCAACUGGUUUUUGCCCUAUUUGUCCCAAAUAUCUUCGCCGAAAACCCCCUCUCAAAUCUCUCGGAAAAUCAUACAGAAUGAGCAGGUCAGGUCAGCCUCCAGAUCUCAAAAAGUACAUGGACAAGAACCUCCAGAUCAAACUAAAUGCUAAUCGGAUGGUUGUUGGAACACUUCGUGGGUUUGAUCAAUUCAUGAAUCUUGUGGUUGACAACACUGUGGAAGUGAAUGGGAAUGAGAAGACUGAUAUAGGCAUGGUGGUCAUCAGGGGGAAUAGUGUGGUCACUGUUGAAGCUCUUGAACCUGUAAAUAGCUCUCAGUAGUAUUGUGGCUUUGUAGUGGUAGGAUAUGAUGUAAUACCAGCUCAAGUUUAGUUUGGGUAUAUAGCUGUGAGUAUGUAUUAUGGAAUAAAAAAUGGUUUGUAAUUUUGAAUUUAAUGGUGAUGAAGUGGGCCUCUUUUCCAUACAUAUGGAUUCUGAGUGGACUUCUUUGAGUAUAAAACUAUAUGAAUGGAUGAGGAAUUUCAGUGAUUCUUCAAAUCCCAUUUGUGGCAAUUAUUUUUCUGAGUGGAACUUUGUUUGGUA
This is a messenger RNA of Ziziphus jujuba (common jujube), 605 nucleotides long. Its product is annotated as probable small nuclear ribonucleoprotein G. The record is from RefSeq and is a predicted model, not a curated record. Gene Ontology annotation, biological process: mRNA splicing, via spliceosome; spliceosomal snRNP assembly. Gene Ontology annotation, molecular function: RNA binding. Gene Ontology annotation, cellular component: U2 snRNP; U2-type prespliceosome; SMN-Sm protein complex. The transcript has 4 exons. NCBI's taxonomy places the organism in Eukaryota, Viridiplantae, Streptophyta, Magnoliopsida, Rosales, Rhamnaceae. Bases 102 to 344 code for a protein of 80 amino acids.